Acaulospora morrowiae is the source of this 1752-nucleotide messenger RNA. The record is from the annotation of a GenBank genome assembly. Lineage: Eukaryota; Fungi; Glomeromycota; Glomeromycetes; Diversisporales; Acaulosporaceae.
AUGAGAAUAAGACAAUUAAUAGAAAGAAAACUUCCGGACCAAACAAAACAUGACGAAGAAAUUUGUAUCAAGAUUGAUAAUGAUGAUGGAAUGAAAAUUAAACUUGAUGACAAACUAACGCUCAAGGAUGUUCGAAACCGGUUUUCCAUACACCAAAAAGAAGAUGACGGAAUAUAUAUCUAUACUAACAUGUUGUUUUAUAACAAUGGAUGCAUCCAACGUUGUGAAGAGGAGGUUAGGCUUUGGAAAGAUAAUUUGGUAGAUGGUUAUUUAUGCGUUAAAACUUCUAAAAAUAUUUCAAACAUUCCAAAUGAACAAGAGCUAGUUAAAAUAUGCAAAAUGGAAUAUGGUUUAAAAACAUCUAAAGACGAAUCAACUAGAUCUAACAAAAAAGCAUUUGUCAUUGAGCCUAACUGUACAUUUCAAAUAACAUACGAUGUCAUUACAAAAACUGUAAAAGAGAUAAUCAACAACACUUAUGAAGGAUUAUGCAAUAAAAAUUCAAUAGUCGGUGCAAACGUUAAAGAAAUCUUGCCAUGGUCAACACUUAACGUUAAAAUCUCUCUGGCACAUGAAAAUACAAAAAAGUCAACACACAAAGAAGAAUCUUCUGAGAACUAUGAGACAGAAUACUUUCAAAAGGCAGUAAUAGCAUGUGACGAUAAAAACAAAAUAUUGCCAACAGAAGAUUUUAUAUAUGCAGUAAAGGAAGCUUUAAAUGACGACAAUCCUAUGGAUAAGCUCAAAAAAGUGACCAAUGAUUUUGGUGAAUAUGUAAUUUUGAAAAUGCGGAUAGGAGGGAAAUUGAGAAAACGUGAGAUCAGUGCCAAAAUAGAGAACACGCUAAAUAAAUACCAAUCAAGAACUGCUAACGGUGAUCUCCAGAUUAUCGAAGUAACAAUGAAUAAUACAAAUGAACGUAAAUUGAAUAUUAGUAGCUACAAAGAGGUUAAUGAAAGUAAACCGUUUGGUGGCAAUACAAAUUUGUUCAUUAAUGACCUUGAUGGAUGGAAAAAAUCUCUAGAUGAUUAUAUAAAAUGGGCUGUCAUCAGUUACGAAACCGUUGAGCCAAUUUUUAAUAUCUUACAGGAAGAAUUACGCGAAGAGGUUAUCAAGAUUAUAUUAGGACGAAGAAUCCUAUAUAGUAUUGUAGAUCCAGUGAACAACAUAAGAUUUUCUGGUUACAGACCAUACAUACAUGAUCUAAAAAUUCCUGCCACUUUAAAAUUUGAUUUAAAAGAAUGUAAUAUCUUUGCCUAUAUUAUGAGUAAAAACCAGGAUAACGUAUAUUCUGUUCAGGUGAUUCACAUAGAAAAUAAGUCACCCUCGCUGUUGAUUCAUCGAAUUUACAAUCCGGAAAAAAAAAAUAAGCAUGACUUGCUGAUAUGUUGGAUGAUUACUGGUUAUCCAAACAAUUUCAUUAAAGUUGAUAGCGAAUUCCAAAUUAUGGAUCAGUUUAAAGAACUAGAGAUUAACAAUCACGAUGAAGUUCGUAUUACCGAAAAUUUUCAAGAACAUCAUGUUUUGUCAAUAUGUGUUCAAAAUAUUCCUAGAGAAGGAAGAGACUUUCUAUCGACACCAGACAUUACUAGCGGUGUACAUUUCAUCAAUAAAAAACCGCAUUUAUAUGCUCGAAUAUUUUCCUAUGACCUUGAAAAACAAAAAUCAUGCGUAUCUUCGGGUCUCUCCAUAAAUUGCAGGAAAGAUACUUGGAAAUGUGCAAAAAAAGUCAUAAAACAAAAUAGUAAUUAA